CGCAAAAUUUGUCAGUUUCACUCGACUACUAGCAGCAGCAACAUGACUGGUCGCGGCAAAGGAGGAAAAGGUCUGGGAAAAGGAGGCGCCAAGCGGCACAGGAAGGUGUUGAGAGACAACAUCCAAGGUAUCACCAAGCCGGCCAUUCGUCGUCUGGCUCGCCGAGGCGGAGUGAAGCGUAUCUCGGGUCUCAUCUACGAAGAGACACGCGGUGUGCUGAAGGUAUUCCUGGAGAACGUGAUUCGUGACGCUGUCACCUACACAGAGCACGCCAAACGCAAGACUGUCACCGCUAUGGAUGUAGUCUACGCGUUGAAACGUCAGGGACGUACACUGUACGGAUUCGGAGGUUAAGCAAGCCAGCCAGCACAACACACUAUUGGACUGCUGCCGCGCACGCGUCUUCACCAUUCACGCUUUACUCCACUACAGCAAAAAGGCCCUUUUCAGGGCCGCCAAAA
Nilaparvata lugens (brown planthopper) is the source of this 461-nucleotide messenger RNA. Its product is annotated as histone H4. The coding region runs from base 43 to 354 and encodes 103 amino acids. The record is from RefSeq and is a predicted model, not a curated record. Gene Ontology annotation, biological process: nucleosome assembly. The transcript has a single exon. Gene Ontology annotation, molecular function: DNA binding; structural constituent of chromatin; protein heterodimerization activity. Lineage: Eukaryota; Metazoa; Arthropoda; Insecta; Hemiptera; Delphacidae. Gene Ontology annotation, cellular component: nucleosome.